Molecule: messenger RNA, 721 nt
Organism: Rhizophagus irregularis DAOM 181602=DAOM 197198
Lineage: Eukaryota; Fungi; Glomeromycota; Glomeromycetes; Glomerales; Glomeraceae
Source: RefSeq, a predicted model, not a curated record
AGAAUAGAAUGGUUCAAAAUACAAAUAGUUCCACGCAAAUACAUCAUGAUACAACUUCAAUUACUACACAAAAGAUUCAAUUACCUGACAUACCAACGAAUUCUCAUAAUUUAUUAUUGGGUUUGUCUGCUCUUACAUUUUUCACAAGUUUAACUGGUUCAGCUUUAUAUGCUCGUCGUAAAGCAUCUGAAUAUUUAAGAGAUUCAACAACAUUAUCUCCAACAACAACAUCAUCAUCUCAAUUGAAUUCGGCAUUUCGAUUUUCUUUACAGGCUUUCGCUGUUGGAUCGAUUCUUUGUGUAUCUGCUAGUGGGUUAAUUGCUUUUGGCGUUGGUAAAAUGCUUGGAGUACGGAACCUAUACGAGUUUCAUAAAAAAAUGGAAGAACUUAUUCCAACACAUACAUCAGGAUUACGUAAAUCUGUAAGAAACUCACAGGAUAUAGAUCAGCAACAAGAAUGGAAAAUUUUCGAACAAGAAUGGAUAGAGGAGAGAAAUAAAUAUCUUGCAGAGAGAGAAGAAAAAAAGGCAAAAUGGAAAAAUAAAAAAUGGUGGAGAGAUUAAAAGUUAUUUAUCGUCUCAAUCUUACGAAGAAAGCAUUUUUACACUCUAAACUUCCAUCAGGUAAGUAUUUAUCAUAAAAAUUUACGAUAAAUUCUUCUGGCUUGAAACCAAACUUUUGAUAAAGAAUCUACAAUAAAAAAAUUAAAUUUAAGUACAAU